GCAAAUGCUCCUUUUCCAAGCUAUAUUACUGGUAUCUUGCCGUUUGCAUAGCUCAUACGCCACCUACUGCAAAAGAGAGCUGACAGCUCAUGCAAUGCUGGCAGCAUUUUCAUUCCAUCAUCGUGGCAGAACUGAAUACGACUCUUUAUUAUUUUUCUUUGAAACCAAACAAGAGCAAGGCCAGCUUGCUCUUGCAACACACUGUUGCUCAGAAUGGAGCGCAGAACCAACAGACGGGAGAAGGAGUGUGAUGACAAAUGCCACAAUUCGGAGGACGGAGAGCAGAGCUUAAAAUGCAAGACGGCUCUUGUCACACUAAAUGUUGGCGGAUAUCUAUAUAUCACACAAAAGCAGACCUUGUGCAAGUACCCAGACUCUUACCUUGAGGGAGUUAUGAACAGGAAAAUUUUCUGCCCCAUGGAUGCAGAUGGACACUACUUCAUAGACAGGGAUGGGCUACUGUUUAGGCAUGUGCUAAACUUUCUCCGGAACGGGGAACUCUUGUUACCUGAAGGUUUCCAAGAAAACCAGCUUCUGGUACAGGAGGCUGACUUCUUCAAGCUGAAAGCACUAAAUGAAGCUGUGAAGUCCAGGUGGGAGAAGGAACAGCAAGCAGCCAGGGAGACCACUUUCCUUGAAAUAACAGAUAAUCAUGACCGGUCUCAAGGGCUGCGCAUUUUCUGCAACGCCCCAGACUUCAUAUCCAAAAUAAAAGCUCGGAUUAUCUUAGUUUCAAAAAGUAGGCUGGAUGGUUUUCCUGAAGAGUUCUGCAUUUCUUCCACUGUUAUACAGUUUAAAUAUUUCAUCAAAUCAGAAAACGGGACGCGGCUGGUGCUCAAGGAAGACAACACCUUCGUCUGCACCUUAGAAACCCUCAAGUUUGAAGCCAUUAUGAUGGCACUCAAAUGUGGCUUCAGGCUGCUGACAAGCCUAGACUGCUCUAAAGGGUCAAUUGUGCAAAGCGAUGCUCUUCAUUUUAUCAAGUAAAUGCUCUAUCACUAAGCAAAAGGGAGUAGAGCAUGCAGCCAAGCUUCAUUGAACGGCAGCAGCAGUCUGGCAAGACAAAAAACGUAACAAAAGGAGACCUGCUGUCAAUUCAUUUACAAGAGAUCAGGGUAUGUACACUUUACCUAAAAACCGAGCAAGAUCUUCUCAUUCUCUUCCAGCACUGAAAUAUCUUCCUUAUGCACGGGUCACAGACUCGAACUGCAAAGAACAUGGCCACUGUACAGAUAAGUGUUAAAUUAUCUGUCCUUACCCCAUGUCAUUCACCCAGACAGUGUUGCUGAAAUGUUUUGUGUAAUUAACUGAGUAAGAGCUGCACAAAUUUUAUUUUUAUUUAGUUUUUUGGUUGAGCUACACUCACAGCGUCUCUCUGGAUAUCGAACGUUUCAGCUUCAGCACAAUAAACAGGAUUUGGUUGAAACCAUCAUUUUUCACUCCCCAGCUACAAUUAGUAGUUUUAUUUCACACCACAUGUGUUUGCCAAAUCGGAUAAUGAACAUGUAUUGUAUUUAAAGGAUGAUUGCUUUGCAAA
This is a messenger RNA of Rana temporaria (common frog), 1537 nucleotides long. RefSeq names its product potassium channel tetramerization domain containing 4 (gene KCTD4). The coding region runs from base 214 to 987 and encodes 257 amino acids. Gene Ontology annotation, biological process: protein homooligomerization. The transcript has a single exon. Lineage: Eukaryota; Metazoa; Chordata; Amphibia; Anura; Ranidae. Gene Ontology annotation, molecular function: protein binding. The record is from RefSeq and is a predicted model, not a curated record.